GCCAGUAUGGCGGAAGAGGAGAGUGAAGUGGAGUUAGACAGGUUAAAAGAAGAAUUAGAGAGUUUGCUGGCUGCCAGUGCACGCGACGAACAUGGACACAUAAGCAAGUCCUACUGUGCAAAGUUCUGUAAGCUGGUAGAGGAGCACACAGGGCGAUGGCAGGUGCCUCUGCCGCAGCUGCAGGUUCUCCGCUGGGCACUCUGCUCCUUCGUGCGAGGAACCGCCUCCUUCCCCGCAGACUGCGAACACGUGCGCUACACCCUCAGUUCCCUGGCUCUGAGUGUGUUUGAGUUGCUCUUGUUUUUUGGGAAAGACGAGUUCCCUGAAGACCCUUUGAAAGGCAUUCUGGACUCCUUUCAGGAGUGCCAGGCGUGUCUGGUGCGGCAUCAGAAUGUCUACCUGCUGCAGCUGAGGCAGAUCAUCAGAGAUGGGGGCCCAUGGGCCAGUGCAGUGCUGCAGGGCAUCCUCAAGGGGGCGCCACAGGCACCAGAGGAGGUGAGCAGGUUCCUUGGCUCGGAGGCAUGUGUGUUCCUGGAGCUGCGCGUGCGCUACCUGCUGGUGUGUGAGCGCGUGGAGGAGGCCAUGGCUCUGGCCAAAGCCUGCAGUCAGCACCCCAGUGCCGGCCGACACCUGUUCUUCCUGCAGGCCUACCUCACCUGCUUGUGGAAGGCCUCGUUCCACGACUGCCUGCACACACAGAUGUCUGUGAUUGACGGUAAGGACGCGGUGGAGAUCAUCUGUGGCUGUGAGGGGGAGGAGGACGAUGAGCUGCUACUGUCACUCAGCCGAGGCUUCCUGAGCCAGCAGCUACGCAACGGAGACAUGUUCAACCUGUGGGAUCUGGUGUUCGUGUGGAGUAAGCUGCAGCUCCGAGCCAAUCCAUCUACUGAGGACUUCCUGCAGCAAUGCCAGCAGCUCAUCUUCACCGCCACCAACAUCCGCGCCGUCUUCCCCUUCAUCAAGAUCAUCCUGGCAGAGGUGGGGAAGUGUGGCCUGAGGUUCUGUGUGGAGCUGUGUGCGCGGGCACUGGAGUCGGAUCUGCAGAGUGACCUGGUCACUAAGUCGCUGCUCUACAAGACCGUGGCCUUCCUGCUGCCCUCGGACCUGGAGGUGUGUCGCGUGUGUGCGCUGCUGGUGUUCUUCCUGGAGCGCACCGUGGAGUCCUACAAGACGGUGUCGCUGCUCUACACACACCCCGACGUGGAGUACAGCGUGGACGCCAGUCCCGUGGGCAACCACGUUCGCUUCGAGGUGCUUCAGAUCCUCAAGAAGGGGCUCUACUUCGACCCCGAGUUCUGGAACCUUCUGACGCUGCGCUCGACAUGCGUGAGACUGCUGAGUGACCCGCUGGCCAACGCCGAGCUGACGGAGAUCCUGGCCGAGGAGCCCUGGUCGGCCACCUGCUGCGUGCGCGAGCCGUGCGUCUGCCAACUCGACCCGCCGGAUGCCACUGCCGCCGCCCUGCCGCCGCGGCCUGCCAGCGAGCAGAGGAGACUGGCGGUCACCGUGCCGACGACGGGAGAGAGACCCCGGGUCCCUGGGCGUGAGGCACCCUGCAGGGUGGUGGGGGAGGGGAAGCGACGAGGGAGGAAGCCGAGCGUGAAGCUGGUGGACAGCUCGUCGUCGCUGCGGCGGUCCUUCCGGCAGCUGGACAUGGCACAGCAGAACCUGGCGCGGCAGGUGGGCAGCGGCACGCUGUCGCGGCAGCAGCGGGUGCUCUCGCGGCAAGCGGAGCGCCGCUGCUGGAAGCGGCGGGGGAGGAAGCCUCGCUGGCUGCUGGAGGAGGAGGCGGCGGCGCAAGCAGAGAACAGCGCACCAGGGCGGGGCCGCAGGCCGGGCAAGAAGCCGGGUCGCAGGCCGCAGAGGCAGCCCAGGUGUGUCCCAGAGCGCUGCGAGAAGGUCACUAGAGCAGCGGACGACACGUCACUCCUCCGACUCCUGCAGAUGUUCUCGGAGAGCGGCGUUGAAGGCUCGUUUCAGAUGCACAACCCGCUGGCCGCGGUCCGGCAGUUCCACAGCUAUGCAAAAGCUCACCAGGAACAGGGCGUGCAGCUGGACGCUGAGCCGGAGACCGAGCCGACCCUUAAGCUCGCCGAGAGGCGCGAGACCCCAGCGGCCGCCUCUGAGCCUCAGGUGGUGGAGGUGGUGGAGGUGGAGGUGGCCACGUUCUCCUCGGCUGAGCCAGGGGACACGUCUGCAUCCACACCCCUAGAUGACACUGAGAAGCUGAGCCACACAGCCGCUACUGAAGAAAUUAGACUGACAGCUGAGCCAAAGGCCACAGAGGAUGUGCAACACACACCUGCUGAGAUGGACCUGGUGCAACACACACCUGCUGAGAUGGACCUGGUGCAACACACACCUGCUGAGAUGGACCUAGUGCAACACACACCUGCUGAGAUGGACCUGGUGCAACACACACCUGCUGAGAUGGACCUGGUGCAACACACACCUGUUGAGAUGGACCUAGUGCAACACACACCUGCUGAGAUGGACCUGGUGCAACACACACCUGCUGAGAUGGACCUGGUGCAACACACACCUGCUGAGAUGGACCUGGUGCAACACACACCUGCUGAGAUGGACCUGGUGCAACACACACCUGCUGAGAUGGACCUGGUGCAACACACACCUGCUGAGAUGGACCUGGUGCAACACACACCUGCUGAGAUGGACCUGGUGCAACACACACCUGUUGAGAUGGACCUAGUGCAACACACACCUGCUGAGAUGGACCUAGUGCAACACACACCUGCUGAGAUGGACCUAGUGCAACACACACCUGCUGAGAUGGACCUAGUGCAACACACACCUGCUGAGAUGGACCUGGUGCAACACACACCUGUUGAGAUGGACCUAGUGCAACACACACCUGCUGAGAUGGACCUAGUGCAACACACACCUGCUGAGAUGGACCUCGUCGAGCUGCAAGCCAUCAGAGAGCCAGAAGCGGCGGUGCAGGCAGCAGAUCGGACUCCAGACGGGACGCCACAGCGCCACCGCAGACACCACUGGCCAGGACCCCUACGAAGUCUGAGCCGUCCCACACUCACCUGCUGCAGGCUGCUGGGCGCCCCUUUCCCCCUGUGCUGCACGAGAUGGCAGCUUGCAUCACUCCAGCGUCUGCCAUGGCACCAUGUGCCACUGCAGCGUCUGCCCUGCAAAUCAUACCUGCUCAGGCGAUGCCAGUACAACACACACCUCUUUCUGGGAUGGACCCUGGUGCAACACACCCCGGGGAUGGACCUGGUGCAACACACACCUGCUGAGAUGGACCUAGUGCAACACACACCUGUUGAGAUGGACCUAGUGCAACACACACCUGCUCAGACGGCGCUACAGAGAGCCGCGCCCGGGACCGUACCACCUGAAGCACCCGUGCCCGCCUCACCCUUCGUGGCUGAAUCCCCUGUGCUCGUCCAUCGCUGCCGCCUGUGUGACAAAGUCUUCAAGGGCGGCAACAUCAUGAGACACGCUUACUCCCAUUACCGGGGCAACCAGCUGCUGUCUGCAGGGAAGUGCAUGUUCUGCGACGAGCCCCCUGAGGACCCGGACGGGCUGAGCACUUCUCCCCGCCAUGCUGGGGCGGAGGCCCGCGAGAACGGAACCGCUCACAGCCAGCGCCCUGCCCUCGGGACCUCGGGACACCCGGGAAGAACCGGGAAAAAGAAGAAGAAACACGGCUGGUGGCUGAAAAGGAAACUCGUCCCGGCCGAGGCGGAGCGGGCGCCCGAGGGAGCAGACGUCACGCAGUCCAACAGCAAGCAUCACCCGCUGCGGCCCAACGGGAAGAUCAGGAGGAAGAAGCGGCGCGUGCAACAGGAGUCGGAGGAGGAGGAGGAGGAGGAGGGCUCUGUUCAGCGGGAACGGCGUCCGCUACGGCCGAGGGUGAAGGCUGGCGUUCAAGACAGACGGAGGCGAGGGAGGAGGGGGAAGCUCGUUGGAGGCCCCGCCUCCUCUGAGAGCCAGGGGAACAUCACAGAUGAGGGGGGCGUGGCAUCGCAGCCGGCAGCAGGAGACCAGCCUGUUACAGCCAAACCAACCAAACAAACUGACAAGCAAACCAACAAGCAAACCAACAAGCAAACCAACAAGCAAACCAACCAGCAAACCAACCAGCAAACCAACAAGCAAACCAACAAACAACCAAACAAAAUCAAACGUAAAGCACAGAAGCCCCUGGGGAAGGCUGGGGCCCCAACGGCCCUGAGCAGCCAGGCGGAGGGGGCGGAGCAGGAGGCCGGAGAGGUGAAGUCCAGCGAGAGCUCGACCCAGGUGCCGGGGCAGAGGAGCGAUCUGCUGUGCCCGACAGAGCUGGUUGCGUGCCCGGUGGAGUGGUGCCAGCUGCGUCUGCGGAGCCGCGGUUCAAUGAUGCUGGGCCACCUGCUUCAGGAUCACCCCGCAGAGAGCGCGGCGUUCCGCUCGGCCUUCGAGGCGACGGAUGGCCGCUGCACGUACUGCUCGCGCCGCUUCCACUCGUUCCAGCACUUCCACGACCACGUAGGGCGGCACUGCCACGCCAGCCUACGCCACCCUUGCCCCCAGCAGGGCUGCCCAGAGGCCUUCCGCCGCCUGGGGGACAUGCGCGACCAUGUGAAGGAGAGGCACGCGCACGCGCUCCGCAUGCAGUGCUGCUUCGCCGGCUGUACGCACACCACGCAGACCAGCAUGGAGCUGCACCGCCAUGAGCGAAAGCACUACGUCCAGACCCCACGCCACCGACGCCCCCGGGUCAUGCCCCAGAACGGGGAGGUACGGGUCACCGUCAAAGGCAUGCCUCCGCCUCCUCUCUCGGGCACUGCCGUGCCGCCUGCUCUCUCGGACACUGCCGUGCCACCUCCUGUUCCGGGCACUGCCGUGCCACUUCCUAUCCCGGGCACUGCGGUGCCACCUCCUCUCCUGAGCACUGAGGCACCCCCACAAGACCAGGUGCCAGCUGCUACAGGUUUGGACUCGGAGCAGAAGACGGCUUCUCCUGGCCCAGUGGCAGCGGCUAACCUGAACCCUGGCGGGGAGAGAGAGGGGGGCGUGGCGUCUCUGCCGUCUGGUGCCAGUGGGGGCGGGCCUCAGGGCCUAGUGAACGGGCACAGCAGUAAGACGGCGGAUUUGAGUCUGGGCGCCAGUGCAGUUGCCAGGUCGAGGACAGAGCCGGAGGUUCCAGUUGUGUCGCCGUAUGGCCGUGUGGGCACCAAACCCUUUGUGCGCCCGCUGCCCUGCGCCUACCUGGACGAGAGGUACACCAGCAUGCCCAAGCGGCGGAAGGACGCAGCGGUGGGUGGGCGGCCGGUGGUGCAAGUGGACGAGGUGGCGAGCGAUAGCGCCAGCAGUGCCAGUGUGGCCCCCUCUCAGAGGCAGCGCUGCUCACGGUGCUUCACCUCCCUGGCCAGCGCCGACGAACUGCAAGAGCACCUCAAGAAGUGCACUGCCCUCUUUGGCUUCGACUCGGACGAGGAAGGUGGCUGGUGAAGGGGAGACCAUGGAAGCUGUGAGAUACCCGUGAAACCUGGAGGAGACGCCUGAGAGUCUCUGAGGGACCUCCAUGGGACCUCCGGGAGAGAUGAACCCUAACCCUCCCUCUGAGGGACCUCCAUGGGACCCCCCGGAGAGAUGAACCCUAACCCUCCCUCUGAGGGACCUCCAUGGGACCUCCCGGGGAGAUGAACCCUAACCCUCCCUCUGAGGGACCUUCAUGGGACCUCCGGGAGAGAUGAACCCUAACCCUCCCUCUGAGAGACCUCCAUGGGACCUCCGGGAGAGUUGAACCCUAACCCUCCCUCUGAGGGACCUCCGGGAGAGAUGAACCCUAACCCUCCCUCUGAGAGACCUCCAUGGGACCUCCGGGAGAGAUGAACCCUAACCCCCUCCCUCUGGGAGUCGCCUGGGAGAGAUUAUGCCCUAAUUCUGAUUCAGGGGUGGGAAGCAGAGAUUCUAGCUGACACUGAAUGACUCCAGGUCUUAUGACCCCAACCUCAUAUCGCCAGACUGAAUUAAGGAUAUGUAUGAAAGGACUGCCCCUCUCACAGUUCAGAGUGGCUGCUAGGUAGUGUUCAUCAUUGUUGCUAAUCACUACACCUAUUUUGCUGAUUUUGUUUUAAUAUAUCAAAUGUAAGUGUCUGGCCAAAGUACUUCAAGUUCAGACUGGACACAUGAAAUACAUACAACCCUGGGUAGUUCAGGGUAGAUCAACUAAAAGGAGAAAUCCAGACGAUUUUUACAUGGAUCUUGAUCACUAGCCGUCGCCAAGUACUGUCGAUAGGAAAAAAACAACCAAAAUCGGUGCUACCGAACUGGAGUAGCUGCAGUUAAUGGCCAGUACACCAAGUGAGCUAAAAUUCUAGGUCUGGGGGCAUCAUCUAAACGUGCCCUUUUAGCCUCUUAACAGACUCAAAAUGUCAUUAAAGGUCUGCAACAUGAACAGGGCCCUUACGUGACAAAACAAUGUGUUUUAAUUCAUUUAUUGUGAAGAAACCGUUUGAAUUCAAAGUUUGUACAAGUUCAUGUUGCACAGACCUUUUAAUGACAUUUUGAGUCUGUUAAGAGGCAAAAAGGCACGUUUAGAUGAUGCCCCCAAACCUAGCAUUGUAGCUCACUGUGAGUACUGGCCAUAAGCUACUCCAGUUCGGUAGCACCGAUUUUGGUUGUUUUUAUUCCUAUCGAUAGUACUUUGCGAUGUCUAGCGAUCAAGAUCUAUGUAAAAAUGUCUCCUUUAACAUUUAUUCCUGCAUCAGAAACAUUUUUUUAGUGGCCAGCCUCUCUUACCAAAUGUACCCCAGCCAGAGCCCUUGUUCCUGUACUUGGUGGAAAGGCUCUAAUGACCGCUCUGGGUAGAGUCUUCCUGGACCUUAGUGCCCGCUCCUGGUGCAGUCGUCCAUGAUGCCUUGAAACAUGAUUGUGAGAAGGGAGCCGUAGUAAAGCCUGCACCCUCCCUGGCACUGGACCAGUGCCGUCUGUGCUGGAAGUGGAAGAGCUCCAUAGAGGACAAAUUUGCACUGAUGAUGUUUUUUUUUUUUUUUCAUUUUACCGUGUUUUUGUUUUUUUAACACUCAUCCGACUGUAGUCUGCCCCCCCACCCCACACACACACACACACUGUUUCUAAACACUGUACAGACACAUACACUCGCCUACUCUAAGUCUACCCCCCAGUCACACACAACCACUUGAUAAUUUUAUGAAUAAUUGAUUUGUGAAUGUUUGCACCUCCCAAGUACCCACCUAUUAGCUAAGUUGUUUUACUCGUCAGUUUUAUCACAUUAUCAGAAUGAUUAUUAUUUCAGUUACAGUUACAAUUCUCUGGUGCUCAUGUCUUUAGAGUUAUGACUGUGAGUGUGUGUUGGGGAGGGGGGCAGUGUCAUGGACUCCGCAUCAGAAGCUGGUUCAGAGGUUUUUAGCAACACUCUUGAAAAGGACUAGCCUUCAGUUAUGUGCCGUUUUCUUUGUACAGUCUCUGAAAAUGUUGGUCAGCGACUAGCCUUGUUGUAUAGGUCCUUUGUAAAGGAAAUUAAGUUUAAAGAGCUGUAAAGAUGUUUGAUCCAAUAAUAACAGCUUUAUUUAAUUUAUUCAUAUUCUUUUUUAUUCUUAACUAUGUAAAAUAAAUGGAGAGUUUGUAUGGCGUAUGAUUGGAGGGGAGGGUUUAUAUAAGACAUUUUUGUCUAAAUAAUAAAGCUCAUAUUUGGAAAUAUA
Messenger RNA from Alosa alosa (allis shad), 7682 nucleotides. It is a transcript of the gene znf654, whose product is annotated as zinc finger protein 654. Lineage: Eukaryota; Metazoa; Chordata; Actinopteri; Clupeiformes; Clupeidae. The coding region runs from base 7 to 5466 and encodes 1819 amino acids. Gene Ontology annotation, molecular function: DNA-binding transcription factor activity, RNA polymerase II-specific; DNA binding. Gene Ontology annotation, biological process: regulation of transcription by RNA polymerase II. The record is from RefSeq and is a predicted model, not a curated record. Gene Ontology annotation, cellular component: nucleus. The transcript is spliced from 14 exons.